AUGCUUUUUGUUUUAUUUUCCUUUUCUUUAUCAUGGACUCCGACAGAUCCUCUUUUUAAUAAGCAAUUUCCCCUCAAAAAUACCGGACAAUUCAAUGGUAUAUCUGGGAAUGAUAUUCGAAUUUUCAAUUUUUGGAACACCUUAAAGUUAGGAGAAAAUGUUCCAGUAGCAGUCAUAUCAGAUGGUUGCUUUUAUGAACAUGAGGAUUUAAAGGAUAACUUCGAUUUAAACCAUUCUUGGAAUUACUAUUCUUGGGAAAAUGACCCGAAACACAAUCAAACAUAUCGCGGUACCCAACUUGCCAGUAUCAUUUCUUCCAAAUCCAACAAUAUUUGCACUGUUGGCGUCGCUCCAAAUUCAACAUUCUCUUGUCUCAAUAUCGAUAACGAAAACAAAACACGCUCAAAUAUUCUCGAUGCAUUAAGUCGCGACAAUCGUUACUUUCGUGUAAAAUUACUCGGUACAGUUGAAAAAUGCAAAAAUGUCUGUCGCCACGAAGAAUUUGAUGAAGAAUUACAUGAUAUACUCAUGAGAGCAGAUCCAGGAGUAAACUUUGUUGCUCCUGCCGGCGCAGAUGCCUUCAGAGGAGGAGAUACGAACUUCUUCCCUCUAAAUCGAGAUCCUCGCGUUAUAGUUGUCUCAGACCUCACACACAGAAAUGCUCACUCAUCAUGGUCCAACCGUGGAACGUCAAUAUUAGUUAAUGCGCCCGUUGGCGGAAGUUCAUCAUUCGAUAGUAUCAUGUAUCCUUCAAGUCCUAGCUUAUCACAUACCGACAAAAAAGGAUGUACGGACGAUACAGAUCCUGUUGGCGCAGGUGCUGCCUACGUAGCAGGUGUCGUAGCUUUAAUGGUACAAACAAAUCCAAGUUUGACAUGGCGCGAUAUACAAUACAUGCUUGCAAUUACAUCCUCCAAGAACAAUCCUAACCAUCACAGCUGGGUGACAAACAAAGCCGGCUACCAUUACUCACAUUUCUACGGAUUUGGCACAAUAGCUGCUGAUUGGCUACACCAAAUGUGCAAGGAAUGGAAGAAGAUCCCAGACCAAGUCAAUUCCCAAGGCUACGUAGAAACAAAUGAGAAUGUUCCUACGAUGCAUAAAGGUUCACUUGACAUCAAAAUCGAUGUAAACUCAAAAAUUAUUUUUAUCGAAUAUGUCCAGAUACAAGUUAACAUCGACGUAAAAGACGCAUCAUUAUUAAGAAUGAAGCUCACAUCACCUUCCGGUACUACAAUGUUCUUCAAAGCGACUUCGAUUUCAGAUGAUUCUCCACAUUCAAUCGUUUUGACAUACACAAUACGAGGAUUCCUCGGAGAAUCAGCUGCUGGUAGCUGGAUGUUGCACAUUGUAUCAGAUUCAAUCGGAAGCGAGUCACUUCUGAAGAAUGUUAAAUUAGACGUCUUCGGAAUGACAAGUACACCUAGCACUGUGAAGGUUCCAACACGAUCUGGAGAAAAUCCAUAUCAAGAGCUCUCAAAAGAAAGAAAAGCUACGAUUGUUUUAGAUGAAACAGAAACAUUAUGCCUUACAAACUUCACAGUUAACGUUUCAUCGAAUGCAACAAACAAAGCCAACAUAUACAUGGCAACACCAGACAAAGCUCAAAGGUGGCCAGUAAUAGACCAAAUUUCCAUUCCUUCUGAUACACAGGCGACAUCAGUUGACUUACACUUACCGUGCUUCUUCACUGACAAGUCGAAGAUGAAGCUAGUCCUAGAAGAUAUGGAGUCAGGAGUUUGGACUGACGCAGAUAUCACAAUUCAGAACACAAAACUUGACUUAAUUCUGCUGAAACCAGAACGUUACCAGGUAAUUAAGUCAACCGUCCCCACUGAAGGAGAUAGGGAUCAAGCGAUUGUAGAUUUUGAGAUUGUUCCUGCGAUGCAAAUGCCUUACUGGCUUGAUGGAAGUUAUGCACAGCGCGCUCGUGUAUCGUUGUUGGAUAUGGAGACGAAUAAUGUCAUUUUCAGAGCAGAUGCGGACAUGAAAAAUGAGAUAAUCAUACAUUACAACGGAACUCAUUGCCCAAAGUGCCUUCUUGGCGUUGUACCGUCCUGGCACCACGACAUGAACGACUGCCUGACGAUGCUUCAGCCAAUUUCGAUUUUAUCGUAUUGGGAUACUGAACCGGAAAAGUGGAUUUUGCCACUUAACGAUUACUGCCCCAUCCCGCCUGGCGUAAUGACACCAACUCCAACGCCUCUGCCGACACCUUCACCAAAUCCAUCUGCAUCUCUGACGCCUUUACCAACAAUAACGCCAGAUAAGCACCAGAAUAAGCCAGCCAUAUACACUGGAGGCGCAUUUGUCGGGUUCUUUGCAAUCUUCCUCGGCGUUUUCAUGUUCGUUUCGAAGAGAAAGAAAGUUGCUCUUCAUGAUAAAUCAUUGCUUCAUGAAGAUAAUGAUUUUGCUUAA
This is a messenger RNA of Trichomonas vaginalis G3, 2418 nucleotides long. RefSeq names its product serine-type endopeptidase protein. The record is from RefSeq and is a predicted model, not a curated record. NCBI's taxonomy places the organism in Eukaryota, Parabasalia, Trichomonadida, Trichomonadidae. The transcript has a single exon. Gene Ontology annotation, cellular component: membrane. Bases 1 to 2418 code for a protein of 805 amino acids. Gene Ontology annotation, molecular function: serine-type endopeptidase activity. Gene Ontology annotation, biological process: protein processing.